UCUCCUCUUUUAUCACCACCUCUUCUUUAUAUUCCCCCUCUCUCUUCCAGAAUCUCUCAAAUUCAUCCUGAAUCCAACACGCUGCCGUUUUGAUAAAAUCUCAAUGCAAGAAGCCAUCCCUUACCGUUCCACUAAUCUUCCUCUUCUCGCCGGAAAAUCUCCCUCGCCGACGCCGUCUUUGUUACCUCGGUCGCCAGCGCGUGAGUCACGUGACGUGGCGAAAAUGGUGGAGGAGAAUGCGGUGAUUGUGUUCGGGAGACGUGGGUGCUGCAUGUGCCAUGUGGUGAGGAAACUGUUGUUAGGGCACGGGGUGAACCCGCCGGUUUUUGAGAUUGGGGAAGACGGAGGGGAGACGAUAAUUCACGAGUUGUCGCGAGUUGGAGGGGAUGAUGAUGGCGGUGGUAAGGGUGGAGUGAUACAGUUACCGGCUGUUUGUGGAGGGAAGUUGUUGGGAGGGUUGGAUAGGGUUAUGUCUGCUCAUAUCUCUGGUGAAUUGGUACCAAUUUUGAAGAAAGCUGGAGCUUUGUGGCUGUAAAUUAUUAUUUUUUUUAAUUUUUUUUUUCUCUUCCUUCUUUUUUUUUUUUUUGCCCUUUUUAUUUGAAUUUUGUUCCUGUUAUGUUGCGGGAAUAUACUAAUUUCUUUUAGAUUUUAAUUUCAUAAAAUAAAAAUGCUUAUAUAAAUAUAGUAAAAAUAACAUUAUAAUUUAAAA
This is a messenger RNA of Carica papaya (papaya), 709 nucleotides long. RefSeq names its product Thioredoxin superfamily protein (gene GRX480). NCBI's taxonomy places the organism in Eukaryota, Viridiplantae, Streptophyta, Magnoliopsida, Brassicales, Caricaceae. The record is from RefSeq and is a predicted model, not a curated record.